Messenger RNA from Mercenaria mercenaria, 9492 nucleotides. RefSeq names its product sterile alpha motif domain-containing protein 9-like. The transcript has 6 exons. Gene Ontology annotation, cellular component: cytoplasm. The record is from RefSeq and is a predicted model, not a curated record. NCBI's taxonomy places the organism in Eukaryota, Metazoa, Mollusca, Bivalvia, Venerida, Veneridae.
AUUCGCCGCUCCAUACAAUCGUUUUUCGUAUCCGCCAUUUUUGAGGUUGUCGCCAAGGCAUACAUGUAAAGAGGAUAGUUAAUUAAUUAAACAUUGUGCAACGACGCUUGAGGGGAUAAUUCUGCUGGCUUAUUAGUGAUAUAACAAUUUGGAACCGUAGGAAAAGAUGUCAUUUUAACAGUCCUCAGAACAUACGUGUGAUGCAAAGGGUUCUGAUAAACGUUGGAAUGUGAUUCUAGCUUCGUUGAAAAUUAUGGUAAAAGUUCAAGAAUAGGAUCAUGAAAACUGAUUAAGGUGUAUAAAUAGGUCAAAAAAGAACAGGAAAAACAUGAAAAGAGCCUCACAAGGGCCGCCAGACGACUCGGGAGACAUACCAACUACGAAUGCUGGUAAUUUAUUGAACAAAACAGAUGAUUCUCCACAAAUUCAAGUUAACCCAUCUGUAACCAUCAUUCAAAAUGUUAGAAGCAAGAAUACACAGAUUGGAAAUGAAAAUGUCAUGCAUGAUUAUGACAGACACUCACCAGCGCCUGAUUCUUCAGAAGAGUUACAAGGUGCUACAGUAAUUGAUUCGAACUCCAGUUAUCACAGACGCGCAAUGCAAUGGUCAGGCAAUUCGGAAAGACACACAGAAAAUGUCAUUCAACAGAAUAUUGAAGCAAAAACUGUUAGUAUUACAAUCAAGCAAAACGACUUGUUUGAUAAUGAAGGCUUUUCUAUGCCUAAUAAUGUUAAGAAAGUUCUCGAUUCAGCUGGUUGUUUUAGCGAUGGUCACUAUAUACUAAUUGUUGACAGAAUUACAGGUAUACAGAAUCUUGAAGUUUUUUCGCUUGUUGACUGGGUACUUGUUCUAGAUUUUGACCCUGAAAGUAGGUUGUCUGGUCUUUUGUCAUAUUGUGAGGAAUCAGUCUCAAAAAAGAGAUUUUUGCACAUUGUUAGCUGGCAAGAAGAAAAAUGUACUUUCACGGACAGUAGUCUUUACUGGGUUGGUAUGAAGGGUUGUUCAACUCAACCUGAGACAAGGACCUUAGAUGACUUUUUAGGUUGGAAACGUCAGAUCAAGUCAAAAUUCAGCCAACAGUUAAAACAACUUAAGAGAUUUGGAGAUGCUUACACAAAUCUCACGGUCGUUGUUUUGUGGCCACCUGAAUCUGUAAACUAUAAGCAUAUUCAUUAUGUUCUCAAUGAAAUCUCAGAUACGCUUGAUCCCAAAAAAGUUGUAAUAGUUAAAGAUGGCUCAAGAAAAACUAAGGAGGCGUCCUCAGCAUUGACUAUGUUAAAUGAUUUUAAUGUCGUACAGAUGAAGAUAUCAGAAAUUUGUAAAAUCAUAGAAAAUUUCUGUUCACCAUUGUCUAUGGAGAAGUCAUCAGGUUUUCAGCUUCCUACGGCUGAUAUGACACACCUUCCAGAAAUUGAUGACCAAAAAGCCCAGUGGUUAAAAGAAGAUUUAGAUGUUUUAUAUUUAGACAACAAAACAGGCACCGAGCAUGACACUGAAAGUUUACAAAGAGAAGAGGAGAGUUUUUUCAAAGGGGGUACUUUAUCAUGGUCUUGGUGGUACGCAGCUGUAGGGCGCGUUGAUAUUCAACGUGAUAUCACAAGGGCAUUGGUGAAUUACAUAAAAAGUAGACAUAUUGCUUUGUGUCGUUCAGGAAUAAUCACGCUAUUUCACAAUCCUGGAUCUGGUGGCACCACCUUGUCACAAAGAGUAGUUUGGACGUUGAAGGAAGAUGUGCCUUGUGUUCAGGUAAAACACAGGCACGGUUCAACCAUAAACGAAAUAGCUGACAAGAUAGACUUUCUCAGCAAUAAGACAAGGAUGCCUCUUUUAGCGCUUGUUGAUGGAGGCGACAGGCAAACAGUGAAAUCUCUUCAAAGAAUCCUUGAUGGACACUGCUGUGUCAUAAUCUUGUAUGUUGAAAGGUAUCAAUCAAAUAUUGAUUCUGACAAAAUAAACAACAUGAAACAAGGUGAGUUCUGGUUAAAAAGCGAAGUCAGUGCUAAAGAAGCUGAAAACCUGAAACGCUUGUACUCAAAAUUGGGGUUCAAUGACUAUCAACAAAGUAACAUUAAUUACUUGGUGAAACAAGUAAUAGAGGGUAAAGGUCGUUCCUGUUUUGAUUUUGGGUUUGCUAUCCACACCUACGAAUACCGAGGUAUAGAAUCAUGUGCAAAGGGUUAUUUGAACACCGAUAAUGAAAGCAAAAUGAAGAAAAUGUUGCAGCCGUGGCGAAAAGCACUUGCAUAUUUGUCUCUGGUAUAUAUUUACGGUCAGACAUCAUUACCAUGUUAGUUCUUGGCAUCUAUCAUAGAUCCCGAAAAUGCUCACAGAAUGACAACGUAUGGGGACUUUCCCGACGAAAUGAAAGAGCUUAUGGUACAAGAUGUACAGGAUCCCAGAACCAAUGCAGUAAGGGUGGCUCAUUAUAACAUUGCAAAAGAAAUACUUGAACAAGUUUUAGUAUGCCCUAUGCCGGCGGAACCACAUCAGGCGUCUUCCCUUAGCUUUGAAAGUAAGAAGAGAUUAGGAAAAAUUGCAGUGGAGUUCAUUAAAACAGCUGGAGAAAUUAACCAUGAAAAACAAUACACGGCUAUCUCUUACGUAUUGGCAAGAACUUUUAUUUUUAGAAAUAUUAAAGCUGUUGGGGAAAAUGAAACACAAGUGACAACAAGAAGUCAGAAAUUUUCCCAAAUUCUUGAGAAUGUUUGUUCCAAUCAUCCAUAUACGGAAAUAUUUGAUAUUUACCAAGCUUUGGUUGAUUCAUUUCCUUAUGAGGCACAAUUUCAUGCACAUCUAGGUAGAUUGUACACAAUUUGCCGACCGGAGGAAUUAGAUCGUGCAGAGAAAUGUUUCAAAAAGGCCUUACAGAUAAGUGAAGCAGAGUUACUUGGAAUGAAGGAGCAUGAUAUUCCAAAAAGCAAUAGAAUGGAUUUGAUGAAUAUUUACUGUAUGUAUGGGAAUAUGAUCCUGGAGAGAGUGUCAAAUUACACGGGAAAGUUUUUAGGAGACAAAGCUAAAAUGCAGUCUGACUCGUCCUUUGCUAAAAUAGCAGGGAAAUUACUGAAAGAUGUCAAAGAGGCAUGCACGCUUUUCUCAAAAUGCAGAGAUAUAACUCCCAUCGAAUGUGAGGAAAGUUUUGGUUAUAUCGGUGAAAUUCAAGUUCGUAUGAUGUUCUGUGAUUAUGUCCAUCGAAACAGUGGUUGCAAGGGAGGUGUAUGUCAGUACGCGGAUGAAAAUAAGGGUAAAAUAGCAAUAUUUGUCAAUGAAUGUAUUGUGAUCGUGGAUGAGCUUUUCCAAAUGUGUUUCAGUUCUGUUGAACCGGAAAAGAUUGACAGAAAUAUUUCAAACUGUCAAACAUGGUAUUCUGCUCUUUUUAAUUACAUUCCUGGCAACUGUGUACACAGACAAGAAGAUAAUGCAAUGUCUCGUCGCUUAGAAAUUGCAAAGGUAAAAAUGAAGUAUUGCCUUCCAGAGUCUUAUGGAAUACUUGAGCAUGUCGAUAACGUCCAUGAUGUAGAAUUCAUUGUUGGGGAACUUGAAAAGAAUUUCAGGGACUACGAAUCUUUUCAAAACAAUGUACCGGGGAUUCAUAUAUCAAAACGAGCAAUGGAUUUGGACUACAGAGAGUGGCUUUUUGCGAUCAGGCACGACCUUUUCGACUUGUAUUAUCCAAUUGAGAAAGUGCUACAACAGGUUCAGAUUUGGCAUGACCUGUUGCAUACACCUUAUUCUUGGUUUUAUCUCUUUGUAUUGAAGAGCUUGUUAGGGUUUGGAAACCAAGAAUGCAGUGGUGAUUCAGCCUUAUUAAGUGACGCCCUGAACUGUAAAGAUGAAAUGCUCAGGCUGUCGAAACAUGUAACAAAGCCACGAUAUCCUAGGGAAUGGCUUGGCAACCCAGUUAACAACAUUAGGCGCCUUGUCUCAGGUAAGAGAUUCUUCGGUCAAGUGGAAGGUAGAGAUAUCAGAGGAGUCGAUUUCGACACUCUUGAAAUCCAAAAAGGGACAAUAUGUGCACCAAAUGACAGACCAGCAGGUGGCUUUAUCAACAUAGAUUUGGGACCAAAUAAUCGUAUCCCUCUAAAAGUAUUUUUUGUCCCUGCUAGGUCAAAAGAUAACUUGAAAGGUCCGAGUUACAAAAAUGCACGAGUAGAGUUUGUAAUUGGGUUCAGUCUGUCUCAUGGUUACGAAGCUUAUAACGUCAGAUUGAUUGAACAUCAGAAGUGUUACAAAUGCAAACAGAAUGUUGAGAAAAGAUCAUGUGAUGCUCGAAUCGAAUGUCCUAGGUGUCAUAUUCAGAUCAGAUGUGAAGAAAUUAAUAAAUACAAGCUCCCGCGUAAUGGGUCAAACAAAACAUAAAGUCUUACUUGACUUGAUACCUUGAAAUUUUAGUGAGACAUUGUUUAACAUUUGACAAAAAAAGUUACGAGGAUCGAUGGAAAUUAAAGUAAGAAUAGGUACUGCAAAUGCUUAGAUUCUCGAUCAUAUUUUUAAUUACUUAUAUGGAAUGUAUUACGUCGGGUACAUUUUCAGUUAUUGUUUUACCUUUUUGUCAAAGUAAUAUGGGAACAGCCUGCGUCAGAGUAGGCAGCAAAUGAAUAAAUUUGAUAUAUAUGAUUCCUGACCAAAUUUCCACAACGAUUACCUCACUUUUAACUAGUUCCACGUACUUGAUAUGCUUUGGUUUUGUACUAAAGGGUGUAUGUAAAAAGAAUGGCAAAAGAUCAGAAGUAUUUUAAAAAGGUUGUAGUUCAAAUUCCAUAUGGAAAUUUACAUACGUUUGCUUAUUUGUAUAUUUUUGUAACAAAAUUUGCCUGGAGAUUCUGUGUAGCUCAAUUGAAGACAAUAUUGUCAAAGGAACACAUGCAUUUAUCAUAACAACACAUCCAUAGGUUCUAAACAAAGUACCCACCUAGGUUAUUUGUUUUCUGUCUUCGUCAGUAAAUAUGUGUGAUAAAAUUUCUGUCAGCAAAUUAGUUAUAAAGUAGACAAUUUUGUUUAUAACUUAGUUUUUGUUCUUAGAAUAUUAUCAUAUUUAUAUUUAGUAAGGCUUAGCUCUGUCAAGGACCUAGGUCAAGGAAAAUCGUGUUAACACUUUAGAGUCCACAGUUUAACUUUGAAACUCAUGAGACUUGGUCAGAAUGUUUGAUUUGAUGACUUCUAGGUUAAGUUUGAACCUGAGUCAUCAGGGGUCAAAAACUAGGUCACCCGGUCAAAUCAAAGGAAAGGCUUGGUAACUGUUUAGAGGCCACAUUUAUUACCCUAUCUUUAUGAAAACUGGGCAGAAUGAUUAUCUUGGUGAUUUUUGGGCCAUUUUUGAAACUUGGUCAUGUGGGGGUCAAAAACUAGGCCACUACGCCAGAUCAAAGAAGAAAAAUCUUGUUAACAUUCUAGAGAUCACAUUUUAAGUUUGAAUCUCAUGAGAAUUUGUCAGAAUGUUUGUCUUGAUGACCUCUAGAAUCUGAGUUAUAUGGGGUUUAAAACUAGGUCACCCGGUCAAAUCAAAGGAAAAACUUGUUAACACCCUAGAGGCCACUAUAUGAUCCUAUAUUCAUGAAAUUAGGUCAGAAUGCUUAUCUUGAUGAUUCCAAGGCCAAGUUUGAAUCUGGUAGAUUCAAACACUAGGUCACUCGCUCAAAUCAAAGCAAAAGCAUGUUAACACUCUAGAUGCCAGUUUUAUUACCCUAUCUUCAUGAAACUCAGUCAGAAUGUUUAUCUAGGCCAAGGUUGAAACUGGGUCAAAAACUAGGUCACCCACUCAAAUCAAAGGAACGCUUGUUAACAUUCUUGUGGCCACAUUUAUGACUCUAUCUUCAUGAAAGUUGAUCAGAAUGUUUAUCUUGAUGAUCCCUUGGUCAAGUUUGAAUCUGGGUCAAAACUGGGUCACCCGCUCAAAUCAAAGAAAUGAAGCCUGUUAACACUAGAGACUGUAGGCCCAAUUACUCAGGUGAGCGAUCCAGGUUCAUCAUGACCCUCUUAUUAAUGAUGCUUUAAGGAGUGAAUUGGCAUUUUUAGCUCACCUGAGCAUGAAGUGCUCAAAGGUGAGCUUUUGUGAUCGCCCUGUGUCCGUCGUCGUCGUCGUCCGUCAUCAGUCGUCCGUCGUCCGUUAACAAUUUGACUGUUAACACUCUAGAGGUGACAAUUUUGAGCCAGUCUUAAUGAAACUUAGUCAGAAUGUUACCCUCAAUAAAAUCUAUGACGAGUUCGAUAUUGGGUCAUUUGGGAACAAAAACUAGGUCACCAGGUCAAAUCAAAGGAAAAGCUUGUUAACACUCUAGAGGUCACAAUUUUGGCCCAACCUUAAAUAAACUUGGUCAGAAUGUUACCCUCCAUAAAAUCUUGGACGAGUUCGGCAUUGGGUCAUCUGGGAUCAAAAACAAGGUCACAUGGUCAAAUGAAAGGCAAAGCUUGUUAACACUCUAGAGGUCACAAUUUGGGCCCAAUCUUAAUGAAACUUUGUCAGAAUGUUACCCUCAAUAAAGUCUUCGACGAGUUUUAUAUUGGGUCAUCUUGGGUCAAAAACUAGGUCACCGGGUCAAAUUAAAAGCUUGUUAACACUGUAGAGGCAACAUUUAUGACUGUAUCUUCAUGAAACUUGGUCAGAAUGUUAAUCUUGAUGAUCUCAAGGUCCAGUUUGAAUCUGGGUCAUGUCGGGUCAAAAACUAGGUCACCAGGUCAAAUGAAAAAAAGCUAGUUUACACUUUAGAGGCCACAUUUAUGACCAUAUCUUAAUGAAACUUGGUCAGAAUGUUUAUCUUGAUGAUCUAUAGCUCAAGUUUAAAUCUGGGUCAGGGGGAGGGGUGUUCAAAAACUAGAUAACUAGGUUAAAUCAAAGGAAAAGCUUGUUAACACUCUAGAGGCCACAUUUAUGACUGUAUCACAUGAAACUUAGUCAGAAUGUUAAUCUUGAUGAUCUUUAGGUCAAGUUUGAACCUUGGUUAUGUCGGGUCAAAACCUAGAUCACCGGGUCAAAUCAAAGGAAAAGCAUGUUAACACUGUAUAGGCCACAUUUAUGACUGUAUCUUCAUGAAACUUGGUCAGAAAAUGGUAAUCUUGAUGAUCUCAAGGUCCAGUUUGAAUCUGGGUCAUAUAGGAUCAAAAACUAGGUCAGCAGGUCAAAUCAAAGGAAAAGCUAGUUUACACUGUAGAGGCCACAUUUAUGACCAUAUCUUAAUGAAACUUGGUCAGAAUGUUAAUCUUGAUGAUCUUUAGGUCAAUAGCUCAGGUGACCCUCUUGUUUUGCUUUUAUUUUGUUAAAAUUCAAUACUUUCGUCUAUCAGAUGCUUUUAAAACUUCAAAUAUAAAACCUUUACUGGAUGAAUUUGCAGGAUAAACAAUAAACAUUUGACAUGUAUUUAUAAUAACCAUUUUCUGAAAAGAACAGCCAGGCUAUAGAUUAAGUCAUGCUAUUUCUUGACCAUCAGCUUAGCGUUGGAAUUUUGGAAUUUCUGGAUUUUAUUGUUUUGAUGUAACUGAAAUUUUAUUUGUGAUUUUCACCAGGUAAAUAUAACUGAUUUUGACUGGCUGUCUUGGUCAAAGGGCCUGUUCAUUUGUAAAUUUAUAUUCAUAAUCAAUACAUUGUGGACCUAUCAACACAUGGAAUUAAAGAAUGGAGUAACCUGACUCGUUGGUAGAAAAAUAAAGAAGUUUAGUCUUUGAUGAGGGGUGCUUGGGGGUUGGGGUGGGUGGGGGGUGGCUAAGUAUGAAGUUCAUUUAAUACAUUUCUGUCUUUUUUCUCAGGACAGAAAUUCACAACUUAGUGAAGUAUUUGAAGAGAUUCAUUUCCUUUAUUUAUAAAGAAAAUUGCAUAAAAUCUGUUUCUUUGAAGGAUGGUCUAUAAAGAUUGCCACAGUUUUGUAAUAAAUUAACCCAGUCUUGAAUUAUAUUAUAACACUUUUAAUGCCAUGAGGAAAGAAUCGGAGACGUAAAGUAAUUGAUUUAUGUGUAACUCUGUUUUCUGAUAAUUUAGAGAAAAUUUGUGACAAGCUUUGGUACUUUAUGGGACUCCCAAACUACACACAAAAUUUUGGCUCGUUUUACGUUCUGAUGAGAAAGUUGAAUUUAACUCAAAAUAACAAUAGAGUUUUACAUAUUUUAUUAAUAUGUUAACAGAAUCCAGAUACAUAAAGGCUUCUUAAAAAUAGUACAAUGGUAUAACUUUAUCUUUUUCCUUCAUUUUGGUAUGCUUUAUAUCAUGCUUUUUCUUUGGAAAUUUAGAAUGAAAACCAUAUUCAAGCAAGACCCUCUCUCAUUCCUUAGUGUGUCCUUAACUGAAAACAUGACUGUAUCGCACUUAAAUAAUUUACGUUAAGCCUAUUCUGAAAAAAAUCUGUUAUCACAUAUAUAUUUGUUAUUAGCGAAGAAUGUUCUGUUUUUAGCUCACCAGAGCACAAAGUGCUCAAGGUGAGCUAUUGUGACCUGUCAUUGUCCGGCGUCCGUCGGUGUGCGUCGUGCGUCGUCAUUUUCCUUGUGAACACUAGAAGCCAUAUUUGUGACCCAAUCCUUAUGAAACUUGGUCAGAAUAUUAGUCUUGAUGAUCUCUAGGUCAAGUUCGAAACUGGGACAUGUGGGAUUAAAAACUAAGUCAGUAGGUCAGAUCAAAGGAAAAGCUUGUGAACACUCUAGAGACCACAUUUGUGACCCAAUCUUUAUGAAACUUGGUCAGAGUGUUAUUCGUGAUGAUCUCUAGGUCAUGAUCGAAAUUGGGUCAUGUUCGGUCAAAAACUAGGUCACCCGGUCAAAUCAAUGGAAAAGCUUGUGAACACUCUAGAGGCCACAGUUGUGAUCCAGUAUUUAUGAAACUUAGUCAGAAAGUUUGUCUUGAUGAUUUCUAGGUCAAGUUUGAAUCUUGGUUAUAUGGGGUCAAAACUAGGUCACCUGGUUAAAUCAAAGGAAAAGCUUGUGCUUUAGUGGCCACAGUUGAAACUCAGUCUUUAUGAAACUGGGUCAGAAUGUUUGUUUUAAUCAUUUCUAGGUCAAGUUUGUAUCUUGGUCAUGUGGGGUCAAAACUAGGUCACUAGGCCAGAUCAAAGGAAAAUCUUUUCAACACUCUAGAGACCACACUUUAAGUUUGAAACCCAUGAGAAUUAGUCAGAAUGUUUGUUUUGAUAAUCUAUAGGUCAAAUUCGAAUCUGGGUCAUGUGGGAUCAAAAACUAGGUCACCUUGUCAAAUCAAGGGUGAAGCUUGUGAACACUCUAGAAGCCACAGUUAUUACCAAAUCUUUAUGAAAUUUAGUCAGAAUGUUUGUCUUGAUGAUCUUUAGGUCCAGUUUGACUCGUGGUCAUGUGGGGUCAAAAACAAGGUCAGUAAGCCAGAUCAACUCUGGUGAGCGAUAUAUAGGGCCAUCAUGGCCCUCUUGUUAAAUUCAUUCGUUGUGUAUAUAUUAUAUUACAGAUAAUGCCAUGUAUUAAAUUUCACAUUUGUAUUGUUUGUGUCAAAGUAUUUUUGUUAUUUCGUACGUUUGAUGUAGCUUUGAACGUUUAUUCAAAUUUGA